Messenger RNA from Dimorphilus gyrociliatus, 2023 nucleotides. The record is from the annotation of a GenBank genome assembly. Lineage: Eukaryota; Metazoa; Annelida; Polychaeta; Dinophilidae.
CGUUAUUAGUAAUAUUUAUUAUUAAACUAUUCCAAAAAAUGCAUAUAUCUAUACAAUUCUAUAGUUUUUAGUGAUAUUUUUAGUAACAUAGAUAAAGUAAUGUAAAGAGAUAUAUUGUUUUUGUUGUAUUGUAAAUUCACUCCGUCUAUGACGCUUUGAGCAAUGUUCACUGAAAAUUAGCAAAUAUUUACUGCUAUAUAAAUAAUGCAUAUUCAUUUGGAAAGAACGAUGAAGCGUUAAGCUAACUGAGCUACUAAUGUGUCUCUCUGUUUUCUUUGUAUGGGAAGAGUUAUUCUUUUAAAAAAGAAUCUCUUUUUUCAUGAUACGUUUGUACGGCCCCUAUUCUUCGUUUCUCUUCUUUCUUUGCUAUUUGCAUUUACCGUAUUCGUUGUUGUCAUUAAUCAUUAAAAUAAUCAUAUAUCUCUUAUCUUUAGCAUGGGAAUACAUUGAGAGGAGGUAUGCAUAUGCGUACGAAAACGCAAAAAUAACCCUUAGCCGGUCGACCAUAUUCGUUUAAUUUGUAUAAAUUCAUACUAUUCAAAAACGAUUUUCUAAUAUGAUAUAAUAUUACAUUGUUAAGAUUGUUUAUUAAAAAACAAUCUUGAACACUGCUUGAACGAGACAGCGCCCUUUUCAAUAAAAAAUUCAUAUUAAACAUUCUCUUUAAUUUCGCUCACGAAAUUUAGCUAUUUUGUUGUUUUGAUUAAUUAUGAGAAAAUUUUGCAUUUUUCUUCUUGAGUUAUAGCAAUAAACCCCUCAUUAAUAUAUGUUUGGUAUUAUCGAUCAGUCAUACGAUAAGGGUUAGGGAAUCUGCCUAAACAGAAAAAGUGUUAGUCAUAAUACACUAGAGAAGAAAGAGAAAAAAUUGAGAAAGAGAAGAAAAUAACGAGGAAGGAAGAAAGAGAAGAAUAAAGGAGACUUCAAUGCGGAAAAAUGGAGGAAACUAGCCGAAAAGAAGUACGUAAAGCCAGUUGAUAUUUUCUAAAAAUUAUGGAUACAAUAUUAAUUGUUGAACGCUUGAAAUUUUCUCUUUAUUGUAAAAUUUCAUUGACCAAUAUGAAUAUAUUUUUCUAUCUAAAAUCAAUACAGAAUGGAAAAACGAAUGGCCACGUUAACUUUGGUUUUAUAAAAGAAGAGGAAUUUGAAGACGUACAAACUGAUAAAUGUUGCGAAAAUAUUCCCGAGGGCGUAGGCGAUAGUGGGCGCAAAGAGGAAGAAGAUGGAACAUCAAAGGAUCUACAUAAAUUCAACGAUGUAAACAAUAAUAAUAUCGGUAGUGGGGGCUUGUAUACGAAAAACAGAUCAUCUUCUGUAUCGUCAAGUAGGAAGAAGAGAAAAUCCUCUAAAAAGCGUAAGAGUAGAGCAUCUGAGACAUCGUUUUCGGAUUACGAAGAUGUAAAAGAUAAGCCAUGUCUUACAGCUCAUUCUUUAGCUCUUACAGCUGAUUAUGGGAAAAAGAAAAGUUCAAUCCACGACCAUAACAUCAGACUAUCGCAUGAAUUUAGAAUAAGUUUAGGUGAUUUAGUACGUUCAAGAGCGAAAUUUGGAGGGUCACGGCGUAAUUUGAAGGAAAUCUGGAUAUUAUUGGCCGUUGUCUGCAGUCUAUUAGUAAUAAUGGCUAUUGUUAUUCCUGUUAUAUGGAUAAAAGAAGAAGACUCAAUGAACGUUACAAACAGCACAAAUAAUGCAAAUCAUACAUCAAGUUAAUAAUAGUAAAAAUAUUUAGUAAUAAAUGCAAAAAUGAAAAGAUGGCGCCAUCGUACAGAUCUAUUUAUUACAUAAUUAUAAGGAUUUGUUUUUGUUAUUAUAUUAAUAUUUUAUCGUUGUUGGAGAAAAAUCUUGACAAUUUUUAAUUAAAAUAGAAAUAAAUUAAAUUAUACAGAAAUAGUUAUCCUUUUCAUCUUUCCGGUAAUCUCUUUUAUCUAUUACUUUCCCUUUACCUUUCGUUUUAUGCGCAAAAAUUCGGAAAGAGACUGCACUAUUUAAAGUAUUUUAUACAUAUAUAAAGUAUACGCAUACGCAG